AUGGCCGAUGCACGACUUGAUCGCCUGGGAUUCCAUCGAGGGAUCUCGGCGGACAUGUCCCAGGUGAUGCAGGAAUUAUCGAAGGAGCAGUCAAAUGGGACCAUCUCGAAGGACAUCCACGUUGAGGAAGGUUCCGACGCUGUGCUCCCUUGUCCGAUUCCGCAAGGACAAGCCGAUCAGCAAACCAAGGUGACGUGGAUAAAGCUGGGCCACUACGACCUUCUCACCGUCGGACUGACCACAUACAGCGGAAACCCUCGUCUCAAGCCUUUCCACGACAAGAACUCCAAGGAGGGUACGAAGCGGGAGGAGCCAUUAAGGAUCGUCUGCCAUUCACCAAAAUGGCCAUACGAAAUGAGGAAGAACAAUGGGGAGAAGGAGUUUCAGAAUAUUCCCGCGCAAGCGAAGAAUGAAGAAGAUAAUCACGUCUUGAGCCCCGGUAUGAGUCCUGGUAAUGUCAUUCGUGGAAAAGAAAGCCUGAAGUAA
Darwinula stevensoni is the source of this 486-nucleotide messenger RNA. Lineage: Eukaryota; Metazoa; Arthropoda; Ostracoda; Podocopida; Darwinulidae. The record is from the annotation of a GenBank genome assembly.